AAAUUUAGAUGAAUUAACAAUGCAGAAAGUAAUUUGUUCGCAUUUUGCAGACAGGGCGGAUUCAUUUCCAUUCUUUGAUUUAUCUUUCGCUUAACUUCAGUGUAUCCCGACAGCAGGGCCACUAUGUAAUUGAUUUUAGAAGAUAUGAUGAUAAUCAUUAUCAUUCAAUUUAUUAUAAAAUCAAACUCUUCAAUUGGUUUUGAUCUUUUCGCGUGUGAUUCUUGUUUUUUAACCUUUUCAUGGGUCAACAGGGAAACUUUUAUGUGGGGUAUCAAGUAUUGAAGUUGAUUGUCAACUAGUACUACACUUUAUAUCCUCAUAUAUUUCACAAUCAUAUUGUGUGGAUGACAUUCUAAAGCUGAACGUGAUUCUUUAUUUCUCAUUUAUGAUAAUGAUUUAUUAACCUUUUCUCACUUUUGUGCUUGCUUGCACAGAUUUUUCUGAUUUUCCCAUUGUGGUAUGGUUCUUAAUAUUGGCUAAAACCAAAACAUCCUAAGCAAUAGUUUUCUUCAAUCAUGGAGAGAAGAUCUCCUCCUCUGGUUAACCAAAAAUGUCAAUGGCGAAUGUUUGGAAUCUUUAAUCUUCGCGAAGCUCAUUCCGAUGGAAGAUCGGUUUCCAAUACUGCAGGAAAUGGGAAAUCCAGAAUUAGUUCAGAUGUGCUUAGCACAGUUGAUGAAAAGUACCCUGAUGUUGAUGUAUGUUCCAGAAGAAGAAGAGGUUAUAGUUGUAAGAGUGUACGUGUGGAGAAUGAUCGGGUAGCAGAUUUGGAAAAUGAAGUAACAAAAAUGAUUGUUAAUCAGAGAUUUUUCAACAAAAACUCUAAAGGAAAAGAUGGUGCAGAUUGUCAGCCUAAUCAAUUUUUGGAUGCUGUACAGGUUUUAUAUUCGAACAAGGAACUUUUCACCAAACUUCUGCAAGAUCCUAACUCUCUGUUGGUAAAACAGAUUCAUGACAUACAGAAAACUCAAGUGAAAGCAGAAGAAAAUGGAGUAACAAGAUUGAAUAAAGCUCAAAACAGUAGUAGUUUUGAUAGGUUUAAUUCGAGUUCAAAUUGUGAGUCUCAGUCCUCUAAAAAAAUAGUAGUUUUGAAGCAUGAUACAAAUAAUGUGAAACAUUUUGCUGACACUAGCACUGGCAAUGCUCAAAAUAUCAAGUCUUCAAAUUUUGCGUUUGGUGAAAUAAAGAGAAAGUUGAAACAUGUCAUGAGAGUAAGGAGAAAAGAAAAGCAGUGCAGGACAGCUGAUUCGGCGCCAAGUAAAUUUCCCUGCAGUUCACAGGACUUGGAAGAUUGUAAAAAUGUAAAAAAGUUGGAGACUUUUGAAAGAAAUUCACCAAUUAAUGUCCAUGUUAGUAGUGAAAAAAGUUUGAAGGUUUUCAAGUUGAAGGAUUCUGAGUCAAGUAUGAGACAGGAAGAAGUUGAUUCUGAGCAAAAUAAAUUGACCGUGAAGGACCAAGGUGUGAAAGUUUUAUCUCAUAAAAAGCAUCAAAUGCUCCUCAAAGCACUUCAUAGAGAUGGGGAAAGUUGCUCUUAUAGUAGUUCUUCAGCUCAAAAAAUCAAAGAUUUGCCUGUGGCCACUUUUAGCAAUGAGUUGCAAGUUUUUGGUGCUGCAGAUAUUAGUGUCAAUAAGAGUCUUUCUGCUGACAAUUUGCAUGCACAUUAUGAUAUUCCUAGAGGAACAGAUGGGUCACUGGUACAAGUUGAUUAUGAUAGAUUUGAAGAGAAACAGCUUGAAGACCUUAUAACAUCCUCUUUGGAUCCAAUGAACAAGUCAAAGGAUAUCAUAAGUGAAGUUCUGCAGACUUUCAGCUUGAAAUGUGAUGAACCUAUGAAGAGCCAUUUAUCAAACUUAUUGAUGGAUUCUUCAUCCACUUUUGAUGAAGUGAAUGGAUUGACUGACCAAUUUUUUGACAGUACCAUCAUGCAUGAGUAUAUCAUCGAAUGUUUCAUGGAGUUAUACCAGAAUAGUGGUUUUUCGCCCCAUUUUUCAUCAAGAAAUUCAAACUUCCAAGCAUGUGUUGUGAAGAAAGUUUUGGUUAGACAGAUUAAUGAACUUGUUAACCUUCACUUUUUCCAUCAUCCAUCACCAAUAACAUUACAACAGCUUGUUGAAAGGGACUUGGCCAGACGCGAAUCAUGGAUGAAUAUCCAUAAUGAUGCAGAAGAAAUUGCAAUGGAGGUGGAGAAAAAUGUUUUGGAAACACUGGUUUUGGAAAUCGUGUCUGAGAUGAAUAUAUCAUAGAAGUGAUACAUUGCAUUGAACUUAGGUUCCAUGGAAGAUAGAAAUAGAAUGUCUUGUUUUAUUUCUAGCUACAUUUAACAUUCAUCUCACUAUCACUUAGAAACAAUUGUUCAUUUUACAAACUAUUUAAAAUAAAAAAAACUGUUCAUUUCACA
This is a messenger RNA of Medicago truncatula (barrel medic), 2395 nucleotides long. RefSeq lists its product as uncharacterized. The record is from RefSeq and is a predicted model, not a curated record. The coding region runs from base 516 to 2240 and encodes 574 amino acids. NCBI's taxonomy places the organism in Eukaryota, Viridiplantae, Streptophyta, Magnoliopsida, Fabales, Fabaceae. The transcript is spliced from 4 exons.